AUGAUUAUGUUUCCUCCUUUGGGGAGGAUUUCUCUGGGCAUUUUGAUACUUUUCCUGGCAGGAGGAAACCUUGUGUCCGACUCAGAAGAGAUACAAGAACCCAUGCAUGCAGUCUCUGUCCUCUCACCUGAGAAGUCAACAGACCUUUCCCUGCCUACCGGGAGGAGACAGCCUUUGGAUGCCUCAGAGCCUGGGAGGAGGUGGCUGCUUAGAAGGCAGCGAUCUAUUCUGUUCCCAAAUGGAGUAAAAAUUUGCCCCAGUGAAACUGUUGCAGAGGCUGUGGCAAACCAUGUGAAGUAUUUUAAAGCCCGAGUGUGCCAGGAAGCCAUCUGGGAAGCCUUCAGGACGUUUUGGGAUCGACUUCCUGGGCGUGACGAAUAUCUUUACUGGAUGAGUUUAUGUGAGGAUGGAGUCACAGGGGUAUUUGAAAUGGGCACCCAUUUUAGUCAGUCUGUGGAACACAGAGACUUAAUCAUGAAGAAACUGACUUACAUAAAGGAAGCUGAGAGCAGCUCCUGCAAGGAUCAGGCCUGUGGGUUUGAGCUGUCCUCUCCAGUUCCUGUUGGUGAGACCUCAACAUCAGCAGGUGCUGUCUCCAGUGCUUCAUAUCCAGGGGUGGCCUCAGAGAGCAGCACGGUAUCACCUCAGGAAAGUAUCAGCAAUGAAAUCGAGAACGUGACAGAGGAGCCCAUACAACCAGCUGCUGAGCAGAUAGCAGAAUUCAGCAUCCAACUUCUGGGCAAGCAAUACAGCGAAGACCUGCGGGAUCCCUCUAGCGCCCUCUACCGGCUCCUCGUGGAAGAGUUUAUUUCAGAGGUUGAAAGAGCCUUCACAGGGUUACCCGGCUACAAGGGCAUCCGUGUUCUGGAAUUCAGGUCCCCAGAGGAAAAUGGCAGUGGGAUAGAUGUUCAUUAUGCGGUUACUUUCAAUGGUGAGGCCAUCAGCAAUACCACCUGGGACCUCAUAAGUCUGCACUCCAACAAGGUGGAGAACCACGGCCUUGUGGAGCUGGAUGAUAAACCCACUGCUGUCUAUACAAUUAGUAACUUCAGAGAUUACAUCGCCGAGACACUGCACCAGAACUUUUUGAUGGGAAAUUCCUCUUUGAAUCCAGAUCCCAAAUCUCUCCAGCUUAUCAAUGUGAGAGGAGUUUUGCUCCCCCAAACAGAAGACAUAGUUUGGAACACCCAAAGUUCAAGUCUUCAGGUGACAUCGUCCUCUAUUCUGGAUAAUACCCUUCAAGCUGAAUGGCUCUCAGCAGAUGAAUCCACCACCACCACCACCACCACCACCACCACCACCACCACCAUUUCACCAUUUGAUUUCAGCUCCAGUCCUCCCUCAGCCACUGGCAGGGAACUCCAGUCAGAAAGUACUUUGGGUGAUGUGGUGUCUACACCCAAGUUAGCUUCUCCCUCGAAGGUGGGCCUCAGUUCUCCCCCAGAGGUUUUAGGGGGUAGCCGCUUGACUCUUCAUUCUGUUACCCCAGCAGUGCUUCAGAUUGACCUGCCUGUGGCUCCUGAGGAAAGGACUUCUGGAUCUUCCAUAUUAGAAGAUGGAUUAGCCAACACUGAAGAAUCAGAAGAUGCUUCUAUUGAUGAAUUGCCUUCAAGCUCAUUAAUUCAACCUGUGCCAAAAGAAACAGUACCACCCAUGGAAGACUCUGACAUGACUCUCUUGACAUCCUCACCACAUCUGACCUCUUCUGUUAUAGAAGACCUUGCUAAAGACAUAACAACACCUUCUGGCUUGGACUCCUUGGCUUCCCAAGGCCCAGAACAGUUGGAAGUGAGCCCAUGGUUUCCAGACACCUCUGUGGAAAAAGACUUCAUUUUUGAAAGUGGCUUGGGUUCUGGGUCUGGGAAAAAUGUAGAUGUGAUUGAUUGGCCAUGGAGUGAGACUUCAUUUGAGAAGACCACGAAACCACCAACUGAGGGUCUAGAGAAAUUACAUACAGAUGGCAGAGAAGAUUCCACAGAACAAAUUAUUGAAUCUUCAGAACAUAGAUAUGGAGAUAGGGUCACACAUUUUACAGAGGAAGAAUCCCAUAUUAGAUCUACUAUACCCAUCUUUGUAGAAUCUGCAACUCAACCUACAUCUCUGAUUUUUUCAAAGCACACUUCAGAGGUACCAGACAUUGAUUCUUACUCAGUUACCAAGGCACCCUUCUUACUGGCAACUAUAGCAACCUCUGCUUCCACCAAGAAAACAGAUGAGGUGAAUACCCUCCUCAAGGAAGAUAUGGUACAAACAGAAUCAUCCAGUCACAAAGGACUGGACAGUGAGGUUUCAGUGGCAAGGCCAGAUAUGCAGCCUGUGUGGACCAUAUUGCCAGAAUCAGAUAUAGUUUGGACAAGAACUUCUUCCUUAGGGAAAUUGUCUAGAGACACAUUGGCAAGUACACCAGAGAGCACUGACAGAUCCUGGUUGAAAGCUUCCAUGACACAGCCCACUGACCUGCCUCUAACCACCCACGCCAUCCAGCUAGAGGAUGAGGUAAUAAUGGCCGUCCAGGAUAUUUCAUUAGAACUAGAUCAGGUAGGCACAGAUUACUAUCAGCCUGAGCUAACCCAAGAACAAAAUGGCAAGGUUGACAGCCAUGUGGAAAUGUCUACCAAUGUUCACUACAGAGAGAUGCCUUUUGUGGCUCAGCCCACAAGAGGAGGUGUCUUGAGUCACACCCAGACGGCAGGAGCAUUGGUGGUUUUCUUCAGCCUCCGAGUGACAAACAUGUUGUUUUCAGAAGACCUGUUUAACAAAAACUCCUUGGAAUAUAAAGCCCUGGAGCAAAGAUUCAUAGAACUGCUGGUUCCUUAUCUCCAGUCAAACCUGUCAGGGUUCCAGAACCUGGAAAUCCUGAACUUCAGAAAUGGCAGCAUCGUGGUGAACAGCCGAGUGAAGUUUGCCGAGUCUGUCCCUCCUAAUGUCAACAAUGCCAUGUAUAUGAUUCUGGAAGACUUUUGCACCACUGCCUACCACACCAUGAACUUGGAUAUUGACAAGUACUCCUUGGAUGUGGAAUCAGGUGAUGAAGCCAACCCUUGCAAGUUUCAGGCCUGUAAUGAAUUUUCUGAGUGUUUGGUAAAUCCAUGGAGUGGAGAAGCCAAGUGCAAAUGCUACCCUGGGUACCUGAGCGUGGAUGAUCGGCCUUGUCAGAGUCUCUGUGAUCUACAGUCUGACUUCUGCUUGAACGAUGGGAAGUGUGACAUCAUGCCUGGGCAUGGAGCCAUUUGUAGGUGCCGGGUUGGUUCAAACUGGUGGUAUCGAGGCCAACACUGUGAGGAGUUUGUGUCUGAGCCCUUCGUCAUAGGCAUCACUAUAGCCUCUGUGGUUAGCCUUCUCCUCGUCGCUUCUGCCGUUGUCUUCUUCCUUGUGAAGAUGCUUCAAGCCCAGAAUGUUAGGAGAGAAAGGCAGAGGCCCACCAGCUCCAGCAGGCAGCCUGACAGCCUGUCAUCUGUUGAGAAUGCUAUGAAGUACAACCCUGCAUAUGAGAGCCAGUUGACUGGAUGUGAACGGUAUGAGAAACCCUAUAGCCAACACCCCUUCUAUAGCUCUGCUAGUGAAGAGGUGAUUGGUGGUCUGAGCAGAGAAGAAAUCAGACAGAUGUAUGAAAGCAGCGACCUUUCCAAAGAGGAAAUUCAAGAGAGAAUGAGGAUUUUAGAACUCUAUGCUAACGAUCCUGAGUUUGCAGCUUUUGUGAGAGAGCAUCAAAUGUGA
Messenger RNA from Apodemus sylvaticus (European woodmouse), 3717 nucleotides. RefSeq names its product interphotoreceptor matrix proteoglycan 2 (gene Impg2). The transcript has 19 exons. Lineage: Eukaryota; Metazoa; Chordata; Mammalia; Rodentia; Muridae. The record is from RefSeq and is a predicted model, not a curated record. Gene Ontology annotation, molecular function: heparin binding; hyaluronic acid binding. The coding region runs from base 1 to 3717 and encodes 1238 amino acids. Gene Ontology annotation, biological process: visual perception.